GGAAACCGGAUGUAGUAAUGUUAGCUAGUAGCUAGGUACGACAGAAAAAAACAAAACGUCUUAAAGUUUAUGUAAAACAAGUGUGAUAUGUAUAUCUAAGACCCUCUACUCGUCAGUCUUCACAAAGAUAUCGCUUCUAAAUGUUUGUUUUAAGCCGUCUUGAUUAUAUCUAGUCGGUGGUUUGUAGUACAGGGUGUAAUUAGCUUUUAUUAGCAAAGUGACUGGACUGUUAGCCGCCGUGGAGCUAAAGCAGCUAACGACAGAGACCUGAUCAGUGCUUCCGAGAUUAAAGCUUUUAAAAGUUCAUGGUUUAAUCCUGCAGGAAGAGUCCACACUCUGAAUUUGUCAGACUGUGGAGGAAGACCACGUCGACUGUGAACACCUCCUCUAAUCCUUGUUGUUCAGCUAAAGACUGGAAACAUUUAGUGGACACAGAACUUCUGACCAAGUUUCAGCAGAAAAACCCAAUAUGCAGGUUGUGUGGCUAAAACAUUGACCUAAGAGAACAUGUGAAGGUUGGAAACUCAGGACUGUGAAAAGGAGAAUCCGAAGUAAAGCGAGAAUGUCUGAAAUGAUGAAGGUUGAAGCAGAGGACCCUGGGGGGCUCAGUGUGGUGUCCCCCAUACCUGCAGCAUCCACAUCAGAACUGGAGCAGACUGUAGACAGCAAAAAUCUCAUCCAACAGAUUGUUGUGAUUAAAGAAGAGGUUCCCCUUGACUGGAGCCCCAGUUUGGACCAACAGGAACCAGAUCCCCCCGUCAUAAAGGAGGAAGAGAACAAAGUGGUGAUCCGUGAUGAAGAGCAGCAGAGUGAAAAUAAAGAGAAACCUCAGUUAUCAGAACUUCAUCAAACCCAAAAUGAAGACAACAGAGAGACAGAAGCUCCAACCGGCAGCUCAGCUAAACAAAUGGAAACAGAACAUAAUGGAGAUGACUGUGGGGGAGCAGAACCUGACACCAACUCAGAUCCAUCAGGUUCUUCUCAACAAAGUAAGAUGUUGGUCCCGAAAAAAGGUAAAUUGAAUUCAACACUAAUGGCUCAGAUUGGAGUCCAUGCAGGAGAGAAGCCAUUUGGUUGCAAAAUCUGUGGUAAGAGAUUAAAACAUUUGACUUCAGUUAAAUUACACUUGAUGACACACAAUGGAAAUAUCGAACAUAUCUGUGAUUUUUGUGGAAAAGGGUUUAAAGAAAAAAGUUCUCUGCGGACACAUAUAAGACUCCACACUGGAGAGAAACCAUUUGCGUGUGAUAACUGUGGUCGAAGGUUUCACGAAAAAGCAAAACUUAAAACACACCUGAAAGUCCAUUCAGUAGAAAAACCAUUUUCCUGUGAUGUAUGCGGUACCAGAUUUAAACGAAAGGAAAACAUAAAAAAGCACAUGAGGAUCCACACUGCAGAGAAACCCUUUGUUUGUAGUGUUUGUAGGAAAAGAUUUUCACGCCAAGAGACCCUAAAGAGACACAUGCAUGUUCACACAGGAGAGAAACGGUUUAUUUGCAAUGUUUGUAGUAAAGGAUUUGCACUAAAACAUCAUCUAAAAAACCACAUGGAGGUUCACACCGCACCAUAUAGCUGUGGUGACUGUAGUAAAUGUUUUGUAAAUGAAAUGCAGUUAGAGCGACAUGUGAGAGUCCACUCAGAGGAGAGGCCAUUUGGGUGUGACGUCUGUAAAACCAGAUUUUAUCAAAAGUGUCAGCUUGAAAAUCACAUGAGAGUCCAUUCAGGAGAGAAACCAUUUGUGUGCACCGUUUGCAGUAAAGCAUUUUCCCGACUUGGAAAUCUGAAGAAACACAUGGAGGUUCACAGGGGUUAAUGUAAUCCAUCUCUGCUUUCUAAGGCCACUGGUCAGAGCUAAAUUACAUUAUUUUACCCCAAACAGGCACAUUUUACAUGAGUUUUAAAAUAAAAAAAAUGGUAAAUUGGCUGUUUUUAUAUGUUUGUUUGAAUCCCAUCUCUGAUUAGGCCAAUCAAAACAAUUUUUUCUGAGCUAGUCACAGGUGGAUUUGCUGGUGGGAACUGAAUCAGUGUUCAGCUCAAUAACUCAAAUGUGUUUGAACUCAAAGUCAUGAACUGGAAGUGGGACAUUCUCCUUUGGGGUUUUUGGUAGAGUGCAGGCUUCAUGGUUCCAUCAAUUAUGGCAAGCCUUCCGGGUCCUGAACGCCAAGCAGCCCCAUGCCAUCACACUACCAACAUAUUGGACUGUUAUUAUGAUUGUUGUUUUUCUGAAUGUAUCUGGAAAUCCCAUCUUGUGCAGGCACAGGUAAUCAAAUAACUUUUUUUCCUGCAUAUUAAAAUUGGUGUUUAAGAGA
This is a messenger RNA of Girardinichthys multiradiatus, 2309 nucleotides long. RefSeq names its product oocyte zinc finger protein XlCOF6.1-like. Bases 563 to 1813 code for a protein of 416 amino acids. The record is from RefSeq and is a predicted model, not a curated record. Gene Ontology annotation, biological process: regulation of transcription by RNA polymerase II. The transcript has 3 exons. NCBI's taxonomy places the organism in Eukaryota, Metazoa, Chordata, Actinopteri, Cyprinodontiformes, Goodeidae. Gene Ontology annotation, molecular function: RNA polymerase II cis-regulatory region sequence-specific DNA binding; DNA-binding transcription factor activity.